GUGAGUUUUUACCGAAAAAAACCCGAUAAAUUCGCCGGUUCGUCGCACGUUUUCCAAUUAUCCAUCGCAAUUGUCGUGUAAAUUGGCGCAUCGAACAAAAUGCCCGUGGAGGUGUAUAAUUGCCGGGAUAAUUUCUUCAAAAGGAUGACCGACCUGGACUCGCCGAAGAAAAACAACGACUGUUAUUUCUACUAUUACUCGACUUGCGCCAAGGGAGAGAGCUGCGCCUUCAGGCACGAGCCGUCGGCGUUGGGCUGCGAGACGACGUGCUCCUUCUGGAAAGAGGGCAAAUGCGUCAACGUACGGUGCAACUUCCGGCACAUGGAGCUCCGGAAGAACCGAAAGGCCAUCCCGUGCUACUGGGAGAGCCAGCCGAAGGGCUGCCUGAAGGCGCACUGCCCGUUCAUGCACACCAGACGCACGGGGGGCGACGCCGCGAAUGACGCCGACGAUGGGAACGUGGACGGAUCGAAGGGUGCCGUGGAUGACGACCGAAAGGUUGAUCUGAGUGCUUCGAACGAACGGAAGGUUACGAUAAUCGAUAGUCUAGUUGCCAAUUUUCAAGAAGAAGCAUCGAUACCCAACCAAAGGUUGGUUAGGGUGAAAUCUCUGGAUGAAAUCCGCCAGGAGAAUUCUCUAAUGGAUGGAAAUCGAUGUAGCCCUUACAACAAUCUUUCUUCCAUCGAUACACAACAAGCCGAUGCCAUCCGACGACGAAUCUACUCAAGAAUGAUACACAAAAACAAUUCGGAUCAAAUUAGAACAACAGACUUGCGCAAAAGGCUCAGCGAUAGCCAAUUCGUAUCCACAGAAGAGAAGAAACGAAAAAUCUCGAUCAAAAGUCGACUCGACGGCAAAACGCAGGCGACUCCGACGCGAUUAAAUUCGAGCUUGAACGACGCGAAACCCCACGUAUCGGUCACCGUCAGCUCGACGGGCGAUCGCAGUUGCGAUACCAACCGCAUAAAAAUAAAAACCCUGGACGAAAUCAAGGCGGAAAGGAGAGCGAAAAACGCGGAAACUGAAACGAAGAGGGUGGUGGAGGAGGAAGAAACGGUGACGAGCACGUCGAUGGAUUUGGAGGUGGACGAUUUCAGACCGCUGGAGAGUAAAAGCCAUACGAAGAAGAUAAUAUUGAAACGGGAAAAUCCCGCGACGAAGACUGAAAGCCCUAUUGAGAUGGACACGGAAAGCGAAUUGAGCAAAUUGGACGAGAGAUUGCUGUUGAGCGACGACGAAUUCGAUUGUGAUGAGGUGGUUCUGUUGAAACCCGAAGAGGAAUUGUUGAACGAGAUAGAUGAGUACUUAUUAAAUAAAUAAAGGGUAAAAUUGUAUUUUACACCCGUACACAUGUAUAUAUAAAGGCGAUUUUUAUUUUUUGA
Molecule: messenger RNA, 1382 nt
Organism: Phyllotreta striolata
Lineage: Eukaryota; Metazoa; Arthropoda; Insecta; Coleoptera; Chrysomelidae
Source: the annotation of a GenBank genome assembly